GGAAGAGAGUAGUUAAGACAGAUUUAUUAAUUUUGUUAAUAAUUCAAGAUUGUUAUGAGUAAAACUAAAUUAAAAUUUAUUAAUUAAAAUUAAUAAAUAAAAUUGGUAAUAAAAUAAAUUAACACUUGCGAUAUUAAAUGAUGAUCGCCGCUUACGUUAGCAGUGCAGCUACUGCUUUGGCUCUUUUGUGUCAUGUGAUAGCAGCAGCAGAAGAAGACGUAGUAGUAUUAAACAGUGACAACGACCAGAACACAAUCUGUGAUGUCAAUCCCUAUGUAUAUAGAUUCGAUUGCCACCCCGAAUACUAUUCCUCUCCAUCCAGGUGUAACAACAGGGGCUGCUGUUGGCGAGAUACUUUGAGUAGUAGCAGUAGCAGUAUUAAUGAUGACAGUAUUAAUACUAUUGUCAAUAAUGAUGGAAAAAGUAGUAGCAAAAUUGGCAGACCAUACUGCUACUUUCCUGUCAACUAUCCUUCGUACAAAGUCACUCAGUGGGCAGAAACUAAUUAUGGUUACAGAGCUGUCUUGAUCAAGGAGGCAUCAUCACCCUGGCCUAAUGAUAUUCUAAAUUUGACUCUUUAUAUUUGGUUCCAAAGUCAAACAGUCCUUCAUUUCAAGAUUGUGGAUUCGAAAAAUGCAAGGUACGAGGUCCCAAUCGAAAUGCCUAAGCCACCAGCUGUCAAACCAUCAACAACUGAUUAUUCUGUAGAAUAUUUCUCGUCACCUUUUGGUCUCAAGGUUCUCAGAAAAAGUACUGGAGCAACAUUAUUCAACAGUAUAAUCUCGACAGCGCCCCUCAUAUAUGCGGAUCAGUUUCUGCAGAUUAGUACACUUCUCGAUUCGCCUUGGCUGUACGGUCUGGGGGAGAACUACGGCCCACUCCUCAUCGACGCCACCCAGUAUCGAAAGUUCACCUUCUGGGCUCGCGAUCAAAUUCCUAUCAUGCAUUCAAAUUUGUAUGGGGCCCACCCAUUCUACAUGAACAUUGAAAAGAGCAAAGAGGCCCAUGGAGUUUUCUUUCUUAACAGCAAUGCAAUGGAGGUGGAUGUUCAGCCCGCACCGGCUCUGACCUUCAGAACGAUAGGAGGCGUCCUUGACUUCUACAUCUUCACCGGGCCAACCCUGGAGAAUGUCGUGCAACAGUACGUUCAGACGAUCGGCAUUCCCGCCAUGCCGCCAUUCUGGGGACUGGGGUUCCAUCUCUGUAGGUGGAAAUAUAACAACAUCGACAGGUUGAAGACCAUCAUCAAGAGAAAUAAAGAUAUUGGCAUUCCAUACGACGUUCAAUGGAGUGAUAUAGAUUAUAUGGAGAAUGAAAAACUCUGGACUUACGACAAGGUCAAUUAUAAUGGCUUGCCUCAGCUAAUAGACCAAUUACAUAAGGACACUAUGAAAUAUAUUAUCAUACUGGACCCGGGUAUAAGUGACAAAUACCCCGGCAGGUACCCACCAUACGAUCGAGGGGUACAACAAAACGUAUUCAUACGAAACUAUACCGGGCAUAUUCUUCAGGGGCAGGUGUGGCCCGGGCCGACCGUCUACCCUGAUUUCACCCAUCCCAAUGCUACUAGCUGGUGGCUGAAAGAUGCCGAAGAUUUUCACAAAGUUCUACCGUAUGACGGACUGUGGAUUGACAUGAACGAGCCAUCGAAUUUCGUCUCCGGGUCUUCAGUCGGAUGUACGAUGAAUAAUCUGGAUCGUCCUCCCUUUGUUCCUGCCAUAAGUGGCGAUGGAACAUUAGAGUUUAAGACACUGUGUGGUUCAGCCAGGCAGCACGUAUCGACCCACUACAAUCUUCAUAAUAUGUACGGUCUACACGAAGCUAUGGCUACUCACGAAGUCCUCUUAAAAAUAAUGAAGAAGAGGUCCCUGUCGGUAUCUAGAUCGACUUUUCCAAGUCAUGGAAAGUACGGCCAGCAUUGGACUGGAGACGUCAGAGCAACCUGGACCGAUCUUUAUUAUUCUAUCCCAGGCUUGUUGAACUUCCAAAUGUUUGGCAUUCCAUUCGUCGGGGCUGAUGUGUGUGGAUUCUCUGGCAACUCUAAUGAAGAACUCUGCAUCAGAUGGACUCAACUCGGCGCCUUCUACCCAUUUAUGAGAAAUCAUAAUGAUGGAGAUAGCAUUGACCAAGAUCCAGGAGCGUGGGGUACAUCGGCCCAGAAGAUAAUGAAAGAGGCCAUCGAACUUAGGUAUUCACUCCUGCCCUUCAUGUACACUCAGUUUUAUUUGAACCAACUAGAUGGAAGCCCCGUCAUCAGACCGUUGUCCUUCGCUUUCCAAGCUGACGUUGAAACGUACAAGAUUGACAAACAGUUCUUGUGGGGUAGCUCUCUACUCAUUAGUCCCAUCCUCGAGCGGGGUAAGUUCAACUUGACGGCCUACUUCCCAAGCGGCGGAUGGUACGACGUGUUCAACCACUUCAAGUUAACGAGCGUCGGAAGGUACUACUACUUGAACACCCCCCUCAACAAAAUAAACCUCCACCUAAGAGAGGGAAAUAUCAUCCCGUGGCAACAGUCAGCUGUUACUACGGCCAAAAGUCGCAAAAAUGCGAUCAACUUGAUGGCCGGUUUGGAUACGAAACAAGCAGCUACUGGCCAAUUGUUUUGGGAUGAUGGUGACUCGUUAGACACCAUUGGAAAGAAGUUGUACACUCUUAUAAAGUUCACAGCUUCCAGAGGCACUUUAUACGGUAAAGUACAAUUGAAGGGCUACAGGCCGGUUGACGAGUUGAGGCUGGGUUCGAUCGCGAUCCUGGGUGUCGAUAGGAAACCGACUACGCUGCUGCUCAAUAACAAGACGAAAGAAUUUCAGUGGAGGGAUGAUGUUAAUGAAAUAUUCAUCACGAACGCAAAUGUAACACUACUGGAAGAGUUUACCACCGUAUGGAUUUAAUAAUCCUUACCUGAUCAGUACAAACGUGCUAAAAAUGUACUUAACAUUUUUAAAAUUAACUUAUUAAUUCGUAACAGUGUACUUAGUAAUUUAAGUGGAUUCAUUUUUUAUUAAAUUAAAGGAAUGUACUUUUGGACAUAAUUUUUAACGUUUUAAUCCUUCCCGUUACUGGCGUUAUUUCCGUUAAAAUACGAUUUCAUUGAUUUAUUUUAUUGCGGCUGGUUUCAGCGAACGUGUUUAUGAUUUUUUCAAUUCACUUUAUUGAAUGUAUGAUUUAUUAAUUAUAUUUUAUUUAAAUGCUACUUGCUUGCUUAAGAUCGAAAGAUAAUAAAAAUUAUUAAUUAUAAAAAUAUAAUUAUUUAUUCAAUUAAUAUGAUUAAUUGAUAUUUUGAAACCACACACACACACACACACAGAUAUAUAUAUAUAUAUAUAUAUAUAUAUAUAUAUAUAUAUCAUAUUGUUAAUAAAAUAUUAAGGCCAACUUCACACUAAACAUAUCUAUCGCUUAGCAUU
Messenger RNA from Helobdella robusta, 3410 nucleotides. RefSeq lists its product as hypothetical. Gene Ontology annotation, molecular function: carbohydrate binding; alpha-1,4-glucosidase activity. The transcript is spliced from 18 exons. NCBI's taxonomy places the organism in Eukaryota, Metazoa, Annelida, Clitellata, Rhynchobdellida, Glossiphoniidae. The record is from RefSeq and is a predicted model, not a curated record. Bases 138 to 2894 code for a protein of 918 amino acids. Gene Ontology annotation, biological process: carbohydrate metabolic process.